AUGGACACACCACAUACUUCGACAUCUUCAAAGCUUUUACCUCAACUUACCCAAGCACCACCACAAUACAGUGCUUUGGAUGACUCUAACGGUUUUGCUGAUAGCUCAUCGAACCUCUUGGCCUCCAAUACGUCCGAGCUAGCUUCAAAACAUCCGAAAUAUGCCCUCAAUUCGACUGCGUCUGAUGAUCUUGAAUCAGGUUUCCAAGACUCCUUACCCGAUGGCCAACCACCAGAAUUCUCCAUGUAUCGAGCGUCUUAUAGCACCGAUUCGCUUGGAAACAUCACCAGUCACGAUCCACAUUUGAACUCUGACGGUGAAGCACUUUGUCGAUUUAUAUUGCUUCACUCUACUACCCCACCUGAACUAUUCGUGAAAUUGACCGGAACCCAUGAGGAAGUGAGGAUUGAGACCUUCACUGAGACUGAAGAUGGUCGCACAGUUUACAAAACCCGUGAACGUCGCGACACCGUUACGGAUUUCUCCUUCACUGUUCCACUAGUCUCCCAGUCUGAUCUUGAAUCAGCUGUGCGCGUGAUUCAUGUCGUCAACGACGGAGAAGUAGUGUCUCGUGGUGCUUGCUGGCGCCAGCGUGCAGACUGGAAAGGAAAGGAUUUACUGCUGUUCAACCGUGCAGCCGGUGGUACUCGCUGGUGCGACUCCUCAGCCGGUUCUCGGGCCGUUGGAGUAUCCUGGAAAGAAAGAAGGGCGGCAGAUCAAGUUUCAAAAGAGAUCAAAAUGCGUGGUUUACCACCUUUUAUUCCUCCUUGGAUGUUUCCAGAUGGAACGUUUUCAAGAGCUCCACCUCGGCCACCCCCUGAGUUCACAGGCCCUGAUGUUGAAUCGAGCUGCCAGCGUGUUAUUGACACAUUCAUACACCAGAAUCAUUACCACCAUAACCCUCAUCCUCAAGACCAGAUUGUGAUGGAACAAGAGCUUCGAAAAUGGUGUGACAUUUAUUGUCAAAGUACUAAGCGCCUGAAACAGUUUCGGGUUGAGAAGCGGUGUUUUGGUUGGAACCUUGAGGCUAUUCGACGUGAGCUUUAUUCGACUAUUCGUGCUCUUCCUAAUCUACGGUCAACCCAUAUUACUUGUGAUUUUCAUUCAACUUCUUCUUCUAUCACAAUCCGACCUGUCAAUAUUUUCUCAAAAGUCUUCUCACUCAGUUGGUUUCCAAAAUUCUUAUUAUCCAUCACACUCAUUUAUCCAAUUUUAUGGUUAAUUCGAUAUUUCAUACUUGGAGCGGAAUUAGGUGUCAUAAGGAUUGGAUAUCCAAUGGUUUAUUGGUCUGGAGAAAGAUCAAAUGGUAUGGAUCAGGAACAGAUGUUAGUGUUGAAGGGUCAAAAAGAUAGUGAAUGGUUACAAGCCAAUUUGCAAAGCAUCAAAUUCGCUUGUCUAAGCGGUAAGAUUGGUUCGUUGUUAGCGGGGUGAAUUCCUCGUAGGCUGUGUUUGUAUAAUUUAUGACAAUGUAUUCAGUAUCGAUAUGAGUUUAGCAAAAUAAUUUGUAUGUACCUUUAAGCACAGUCGGCAUUUAUGGUUCAUUUAACCUCAUGUAGUAUUUCUCUAUCCUCACUUUAAAUUUCUGAAUUCAUCAAAGGUUCAAUUUGCGAUC
Molecule: messenger RNA, 1612 nt
Organism: Melampsora larici-populina 98AG31
Lineage: Eukaryota; Fungi; Basidiomycota; Pucciniomycetes; Pucciniales; Melampsoraceae
Exons: 5
Coding region: 1-1431 (476 amino acids)
Source: RefSeq, a predicted model, not a curated record